AUGGUUCCCGUGAAGGACUUGCGCCCGGGCGGCGCUACAGCAGACCAGGUAAUGACUUUCGCGCACGAACUGAGUGAAGCACGUCCGCUUCGUGGCAGCGCCGCCGUCGCGCGUGCACACGUAACGGCAGAGGCCCCCGCCACGUCGCCCCCGUAUCCCCAGACCUCCGAACCAGCCCCGUCGACAUCGUCUCACGCC
Molecule: messenger RNA, 198 nt
Organism: Brenthis ino (lesser marbled fritillary)
Lineage: Eukaryota; Metazoa; Arthropoda; Insecta; Lepidoptera; Nymphalidae
Source: the annotation of a GenBank genome assembly